This is a messenger RNA of Gossypium arboreum, 740 nucleotides long. Its product is annotated as L10-interacting MYB domain-containing protein-like. The transcript has 5 exons. NCBI's taxonomy places the organism in Eukaryota, Viridiplantae, Streptophyta, Magnoliopsida, Malvales, Malvaceae. The record is from RefSeq and is a predicted model, not a curated record. Bases 105 to 740 code for a protein of 211 amino acids.
CGUAAAUUGUUUUCCUGCUUUUACGGUGUUUGGAAGCAUGAAAACAUUUUACAUUUGUAAAAUGUUUUACAAACACGGGUAAAAUAACCUUCAAUUUGGGGAAAAUGUCUUACCGAUUUCAUUUCUGUAAGACAUUUUCCAUCUCUCGUUCUUCAUCCAGGAUCUCAUUCCUCUUCGCAAGAAUGGGUAAGGGCAACAAAGAAGGGACCUCCAAGCAAUUCAGGUGGACAAAAUCGAUGGAACAUCUUUUUCUUGAAAUUUUAGCAGAGGAGGCCCAGAAAGGAAAUAAGCCUUCUAAUACUUUCAAAGCAGUGUCUAUUAAUCGAGUUGUCGAAGCUAUUUCUGAAAAAUUUCAAGUCCAAUGCGAUGUAAAACAUGUGGAAAAUCAUUUGAGGACCGUAAAAAAACAGUGGCAGAUUAUAUGCACAAUUCGGGGUGAAAGUAGUUUUGGAUGGGAUGAUAACAUGAAAAUGAUCGCAUGUGAUAGAGCGACAUAUGAUGCAGCAGCGCACAAGAAGUAUGAGCCAUUUUUGAAUCAAAGCAUUGAUCAUUAUGAUGAAAUGGCUUUGGUUGUUGGCAAAGAUAUGGCAACAGGGAGUUUUGCCAGAACAUUUGCUGACAUAAAUUUGGAUGAUGAUAACAUAGAUUCAGUGCCUAUAGACUGCGAGAAUGAAGCGACUGAAGAGUGCUUUGGAACAAAUUUACUGUGGAUAAGACACCACAUCUUUACGAAGAAGUGA